This is a messenger RNA of Pristis pectinata (smalltooth sawfish), 484 nucleotides long. RefSeq lists its product as uncharacterized. The record is from RefSeq and is a predicted model, not a curated record. The transcript has 4 exons. Bases 63 to 326 code for a protein of 87 amino acids. Gene Ontology annotation, cellular component: centrosome. Lineage: Eukaryota; Metazoa; Chordata; Chondrichthyes; Rhinopristiformes; Pristidae.
AGCUGAAGAGGAGUCAGGUCCGUCCCACUGAUCAGCUGCUUCCAUCUACUGGGGAGCUCGCAAUGGAUCAGAAGCAAAUACAGCUGCCAUUUCCUGCUGAACAUCCCUUCUAUUCCCACGUUUCGAAGUUUGCAGUAUUCCCAAACUUCAUCUCACCAGAUGACCCGUACACUGGUGUACGAGCUGGACGUCUGCUCCCCAUUAAUCCAGAUAUGCCUGCGAAAAGUUAUAAUGUGAUUGUGACUCAGAAAACUAAAGAAAGAACAAUCUCAUCCAACCUUGAUGCCGAAUCCACCCUUGCGUCCCUUGAAGAUAAACGAGGGUAAUAAUGAAGGUUCUGCAGAGGAUGACUUUGACCAUCGGUGUGUUGAUAUCUCUCCCACUCUAGCGAGUAUGCCAGCAUGUGAAGCAGUUGAUGUGAAAUCACAGCCACUGAAGUGUGAAACUGACUCAGCACUACCAAAUGUUGAGACGAGUACAAACG